Chelmon rostratus (copperband butterflyfish) is the source of this 1057-nucleotide messenger RNA. RefSeq names its product synapsin-1-like. The record is from RefSeq and is a predicted model, not a curated record. Lineage: Eukaryota; Metazoa; Chordata; Actinopteri; Chaetodontiformes; Chaetodontidae. The coding region runs from base 76 to 948 and encodes 290 amino acids. The transcript is spliced from 7 exons.
UGGACAUUCGUCUCAGCUUUCAUUGAUCUUGUGGGAACCAAUUCUAAAACCAUACUGAUUUUUUUUCUUUUAAAAAUGAUUAUCACAAUCCUGCUGUCGUAUUUUUCUAUAAUGGCGUCUGCGGUACCAGCCCGUCCUAAUGUGCUUCCUUCCCUGCUUUCACAAGGAGGAGCCACCCAAGCCACAAACCAGAAGCCUGACGCUCAGACGCCGGCCCCGCUUUCCCCUGAGGUGGAGCAACCACCCCAGCAUGUGGCAGGCCCCCAGCUCCUGCCUCUCAUGCAACACUACACCUGGCCUCCACUAGGGGGCAGUCCAGUGAUCAUCCAUCCGCAGCCGAGCGUCCACGGGUCCCAGCCUCUCCCACAGCAGCCUCUGAUGUUCACUCCUCAUUGGUACUUUCCUCUUUUCUCAUCACCCCAUAGCAAUCAGCUGUUUUCCCCACAUGGAUCCCCAAUGAUUCUUGCACCACCUCGUCAACAAACUCCAGCGGAUCAGCCUCAGAGCAGUAAAGUGUUACCUGCAGAAACACCGAACGGAGCUGCUCCUUCAGCACCUCAGCCAAUUCAGCAACAACAGAACCCCCUGAUUGUGUACUUGCUGCAGCAACCUAUGAAUGUUGCUCUUGGCAGUCUGAGCUCGGAGGAACUCGAGAUGGCAGCUAAGCUGGGACAGCUGGGCGUGUACCUGCCCAGUGUGCUCACAAACCCGUCUGCAGGAGUCGCUCAGCCUGUGGAUCAGGCCGCUGGGCUUACAAACCCAGAACAGCAGGGCAUCGGGCCAACUGUGGGGACCUCGUCAGCUGGAGUCCCACAGACACAGGGGCCGGCCAGCUCUGGACCACAGCCGAACACUAAUGGGCUCCCUGUGGGUUUGGAGAAACCGACGCAGGAGACUGUCACCGUCCAAAAAACCAAACUCCAACCCACACAGGGAAACCUUGUCUGACCCUGCAGCCACAAGUGCAGAUAACUCACACUGAGACAAAACUCACCAUAGACGAACAGUCUUCUCAUUCCCAUUAUCUUUUAGCAAUUUACUAUCUGUGAACAUUUUA